AUCCAUUCUGACCGUCUGCUUACACAUAUUCACCCACCCAGAUAUCUUCCAUCAUCCACAAUGCAUACGACCGAGAAGAUACCCAGCUUCCUAUCUCGCCGGAAACCCAGCAAUGAUUCAGAACACGUACCCCCACCACCCGAUGGGGGAGUCCAAGCCUGGACCCAAGUCGUGUGUAUGCACUUCGUAUUCUUCAACACCUGGGGGAUCACCACUAGCUUCUCCGUCUUUGAGCAAUUAUACACCAAGACCCUACCACAGUCAGCAUCCUCUAUCUCCUGGAUCGGCAGCGUCCAGGUAUCUCUCCUGUUCUUCCUGAGCGCCCUUGCCGGACGCGCAACAGACGCCGGCUUCUUCAGAGUCAUGUACCCACUCGGGGUCCUGCUCCAGCUCGUGGGAAUCUUCAUGCUUUCUCUGUGCAAAACCUACUGGCAAAUCUUCCUCGCUCAGGCGGUAUGCAUGGGUCUCGGCAAUGGACUUACCUUCAGCCCCGGACUUUCAGUCAUGUCCGCCUACUUCAUGAAAAACCGAGCCUUUGCAGUGGGCUUGGCUGCGUCUGGUGCAGCAACAGGGGGUUUGAUAUACCCCGUACUCAUCAACCAAUUGCUCUAUAAUCACCAGAUAGGCUUCGCAUGGACAAUACGCGCAGCAGGGCUUCUCAUGCUAAUUACCCAUAUCUUUGGCCUUGUUUUCUUCAGACCCCGUCUUCCGCCCCGGACCACCGGCCCUCUCAUCGAACUCGGCGCAUUUACCGAGCCACCUUUCGUCUUCUUUACCUUAUGCUACUUCUUCACUUUCUGGGGCCUGUACUUCGCCUGGUUCUAUCUUGGCACCUUUGCCCGAGACCGUCUCGGCAUCGCGGAUACACAGAACCUGCUCCUUGUGUUGAAUGGAGUCGGCAUCGUCGGACGUAUCGGGCCGAGUAUAAUUGGUGAUCGAUGGACGGGGCGAUUAAACAUCUUGAUCCCCAUCACUCUUUCAUGUGCGAUUCUGAUGUUUUGCUGGAUAGCCGUCAGUACUGUUGCAGGGCUGUAUGCGUUUGUUGUUGUGUAUGGGCUCGUGGGUGGCGCCGCGCAAUCGGUGAUCCCUGCGACGGCGACGACCAUGACGCCGGAUAUCAAUCGGACGGGUACAAGGCUGGGAAUGAUCAUGAGUAUUGUGGGGUUUGCUACGCUAACUGGGCCGGCUAUCGAAGGGGCGUUGAUCGCUACCGAUGGGGGGAGGUAUGUGGCGGCUCAGAUUUUUUCGGGUGUGAGUAUUCUGCUGGGCGUGUGUGCGGUUGCGGCGGCGCGGGUGGCUAAGGCUGGGUGGGGGUUGGAUGUGAAGGUGUGAGAAUUGCUGUGAGUGGGCAGUUGGAUAGGUUUGGAACUGGAUGCCUUGCAUUUUUAGUUCUGGCUGGGGGGCUGGCUGAGAAUGUGGGAUUCUUUCUUUCGUCAUUGUCGGAUCAACGGUACCUGUUGAUAAGCAAAU
Molecule: messenger RNA, 1470 nt
Organism: Aspergillus welwitschiae
Lineage: Eukaryota; Fungi; Ascomycota; Eurotiomycetes; Eurotiales; Aspergillaceae
Product: major facilitator superfamily domain-containing protein
Exons: 1
Coding region: 61-1332 (423 amino acids)
Biological process (GO): transmembrane transport
Cellular component (GO): fungal-type vacuole membrane
Molecular function (GO): transmembrane transporter activity
Source: RefSeq, a predicted model, not a curated record